Rhinopithecus roxellana (golden snub-nosed monkey) is the source of this 1326-nucleotide messenger RNA. RefSeq names its product MOB kinase activator 3A (gene MOB3A). Gene Ontology annotation, molecular function: protein kinase activator activity. The record is from RefSeq and is a predicted model, not a curated record. The transcript has 5 exons. Bases 414 to 1067 code for a protein of 217 amino acids. Gene Ontology annotation, biological process: positive regulation of protein phosphorylation; signal transduction. NCBI's taxonomy places the organism in Eukaryota, Metazoa, Chordata, Mammalia, Primates, Cercopithecidae. Gene Ontology annotation, cellular component: nucleus; cytoplasm.
UGUCCUUCCGCGGCGGCUGCGAGGCGGGGCGGCGGCUGAGGCGGCCAGGUGGGUGCCGGGAGGGGCGAAGGCGGGCGGCAGAGGCGGCCAAGUAGGUGCCCAGGAGGCGCGAAGGCGGGCGGCAGAGGCGACCAGAAGUUUCCAAGGAUCACUUGUGUCUCGUCCGUGGGAAGACCAGGGGAGCCGAGAAGGCCUUGGUGUGGAAUUCUGAGAGCUGAUUCCUGCCUUGUCUUCCCCACACUGUCCCUGGAGAAAUCCGAGAAGAGCAGAGCGGAGGGAGCCCCAGACACGAUCCACGGGAGAGCUGUGGAGCGUGGUGAGUGUUUCGUGGCCUCUCGGGUUGGUCAGCACCCCCAGCCAGCUGGCCCAGGACCCCUCUGCAGAAGCGUUCCAGGAGAGCAGGCGUCACCAAGAUGUCCAACCCCUUCCUGAAGCAAGUCUUCAACAAGGACAAGACAUUCCGCCCCAAGCGCAAGUUCGAGCCGGGCACCCAGCGCUUCGAGCUGCACAAGAAGGCGCAGGCGUCGCUGAACGCCGGGCUGGACCUGCGGCUAGCCGUGCAGCUGCCCCCGGGCGAGGACCUGAACGACUGGGUGGCCGUUCACGUGGUCGACUUCUUUAACCGCGUCAACCUCAUCUACGGCACCAUCAGCGACGGCUGCACGGAGCAGUCCUGCCCCGUCAUGUCGGGGGGCCCCAAGUACGAGUACCGCUGGCAGGACGAGCAUAAGUUCCGGAAGCCCACGGCGCUCUCCGCGCCCAGGUACAUGGACCUGCUGAUGGACUGGAUCGAGGCGCAAAUCAACAACGAGGACCUCUUCCCCACCAACGUCGGCACGCCGUUCCCCAAGAACUUCUUGCAGACGGUGCGGAAGAUCCUGUCGCGGCUGUUCCGCGUGUUCGUGCACGUCUACAUCCACCACUUUGACCGCAUCGCGCAGAUGGGCUCCGAGGCCCACGUGAACACCUGCUACAAGCACUUCUACUAUUUCGUCAAGGAGUUCGGCCUCAUCGACACCAAGGAGCUGGAGCCACUGAAAGAAAUGACCGCCCGUAUGUGCCACUAAGAGCCCCGCAGGCCGCCCGGUGCCCGAACUGCCGCUGGGGCCUCAGAGACUUGAAGGAAGAUGCUCUGGAACCAUCAUCACGCUUCUCUCCAGCCUGAGCAUCUCAGGGAGCCCAGGGGCCAGGCCGCUGAGCAGGUGUUGGUCCUCAGGAGCUCCAGCCCUGGAUGGCAGACGCCUUCCUUGCCGUCUCGAGCCUCAGUCUCCCUUCUGGGACCGAACAUGAACUCUGUAAUUCUGUGUGUUACUAGCAACCGGAAAA